AUGAGCAUUGUGCCAAACAAGAACUACAGAUCCGCCGUAUCAUCUACGUCCAGCCAUCACAAGACUUCGAAUGCCGCUCCUGCGCUUCCAGACAGCCUAAGAAACCAAAACGGGGGCGCUACGCCGCUCAGCACUCAGACCAACGGAAAGCACCCAUUGGAAACAAAACUGCAGAGUUGGGAUCAGACCCAGCGCAACAGAGAUCUCGAACAGUACCGCAGGGUUUUUGGCCUUGCUGAGCCUAUGAAACGCGAGAUGGAACUCGCCAUCGUACAAAACUCUGAUUUCAACCCUUUGUCACAGUCCACAGACUCUGGGUUCUCAACUAGUUUACAUCGCGAUAUAUUGCUGAACCGUGAGGCCAGUGUUGAUUGGGAAGACGUAUACCAGGGAUCGGGCAUUGUUGGAGGUGUCUCGAUGGGCCCGGACGUGCAUGGCGCCAUCGAAAAGUCUUUAGGUAUUUGA
This is a messenger RNA of Lachancea nothofagi CBS 11611, 465 nucleotides long. Lineage: Eukaryota; Fungi; Ascomycota; Saccharomycetes; Saccharomycetales; Saccharomycetaceae. The record is from the annotation of a GenBank genome assembly.